Messenger RNA from Lactuca virosa, 1774 nucleotides. NCBI's taxonomy places the organism in Eukaryota, Viridiplantae, Streptophyta, Magnoliopsida, Asterales, Asteraceae. The record is from the annotation of a GenBank genome assembly.
GAUUGAUUCAAUUUAUUGGUGUGAGCCUCAAGAGAAGAGUGUAAACGAAAUUCAUGCCCAGAUCAUGAUCGAACAAACAUAAGAUCUCCAAGUUUUAACUUGUUUACUUCAUCAAUUUUGGUGAAUUGCCCCCUACUUCAACCCAGAUUCAACACCACUCUAUAAAUCUUUAUAGAUUAAUUGUUAAGAGAACAUGGGUUCGCUAAACCCUAAUCAAAGAGUAUCAAGAGGCAUGCAAGAAGAUACUUAUGGACCAAGUAUCAGUAACAGCACUAACACUUCAACAUCAUCAUCUUCUCCGCCAUCUACCAACGUCCAUAAUUCAGAUAAUUCAAAGAAGAAAUUGACCAAUUUCCUGCCUCUGUUCUUAGCCCUAGUUUUCAUAGCUGAGAUCGGUUUCUUAGCCAGACUCGACUUAAUUAAGAACCCUGACCUUGUCAACUCUUGGGCUGAAUCGUUCCUCCAGUUCACAAACUCCUCUUUUUCCUCACUCUCCCUUGAUCCCGUUGAUGAGGUCGCCGUAGCAGAUUUGUCUGCCGCCGUGGUGGAUGUUUCGCGUUCUGUUGGGGGAGAGAGCUGUGAGGAGUGGUUGGAGAGAGAAGACUCUGUAGUUUAUUCUAGAGAUUUUCGUAAAGAACCAGUACUUAUCUCUGGUCGUGAGGAGGAUUGGAAGUCGUGUUCUGUUGGAUGCAAGUUUAGCCUUCGGAAGAAGAAGAAGAAGGCCGAUGCUUCAUUUGGGUUACAUAAAGAGGAAGGGACUGCUGCUGUUCUUCUGUCAAUGGAGUCAUCUCACUACUUCCCUAGGAAUGAGAUCUCUAAGGCACGAGGAGCAGGAUAUGACAUAAUUAUGACCACGAGUCUCUCCUCAGAUGUCCCUGUUGGCUACUUUUCUUGGGCAGAAUAUGAUAUAAUGGCUCCUGUUCAACCAAAAACUGAAAAAGCAUUGGCAGCUGCAUUCAUUUCAAAUUGUGCUUCUCGCAACUUUCGCUUACAAGCCCUAAAAGGGCUUGAAAAGUCAAAUAUCAAGAUUGAUUCUUAUGGUAGUUGUCAUGGAAAUCAUAAUGGAAAUGUGGAAAAGGUUGAAACCCUUAAGCGUUACAAAUUCAGCUUAGCUUUUGAGAAUUCCAAUGAAGAAGACUAUGUCACUGAAAAAUUCUUCCAGUCACUUGUUGCAGGAACGAUUCCUGUUGUUGUUGGUGCUCCAAACAUUCAAGAUUUUGCUCCUUCACCUAAUUCAGUUUUACAUAUCAAGGAACUAACAGAUGUUAUGUUGGUUGCUAAAACCAUGAAACAACUUUCACAGAAUCUCACUGCCUAUAAUGAGUCACUAAGAUGGAAAUAUGAUGGCCCUUCUGAUUCUUUCAAGGCCCUUCUUGAUAUGGCUGCAGUUCAUUCUUCAUGUCGUUUAUGCAUUUUGGUUGCAACGAGAAUCCAUGAGAAAGAAGAAAAAAGCCCCAAAUUCCCAAAAAGACCUUGCAAGUGUACAAGGGGCUUAGAACCAGUAUAUCAUGUUUAUGUAAGAGAGAGAGGAAGGUUCGAGAUGCAGUCUAUUUUCUUAAGGUCUGGGAAUUUGUCGAUAGAGGCGUUAGAAUCUGGUGUUUUAUCCAAGUUUGAGUCUAUAGAACAUGAAAGCAUUUGGAGGAAGGAAAGACCAGAAGGGAUAAGAGGCAAUGAAAAGGAGUUGAAAAUUUACAGAAUAUACCCUGUUGGCAUGACGCAGAGGCAAGCUUUAUAUGCAUUUAGUUUUAAAGUUGAUUUUGAUUGGAAGCCUUGA